AUGGUGGGUUCAUCUAGUUAUUCGCUUAUUAUUAAGCCGAAAGUUGCGCUCAGGCAAUUUAACAUGUCUGGGCGGAUUGAUUGGACUCCCUCGGUCUUAAAAGUAGCGCGUGGGAACAACUGAUACAUGAUCAAUUAAUACACGUGUCAUAAUAUAAUCCAGCCUAAUUAAGGUUGUCUUCCGUCUAUUUGAAGCUUUAAGUUAAAACCAAACAAAGACAUCACCUGCUUUGCUUUUGGUUAACAGUGCAAUAUCUCAGGAAAACAGGAAGAACUAAGAAUGAAGGUAUCAUGCGCUUAGAUAAUUAGUUUACACAAUAUAGAUGCUCUGGGGAAAUACUGAUGUUGGUAAUUUGUAAAGCGCGUACUUGCGAGGGUCACAGGGCAGUGAAAUGGCAGUUAAUAUACCCUACUACUAGCCGAGGUUUCUUUCCAGUAUGGUUUUAAGCCGCUUACGAAGUUUUUUACUUUUUGCCUCCCAAUACAGACACGAAAAUUAAAACCGGCCGUUGUUGCUUAUCGCUGAUUAUACCCUUUUACAGUCAUCUGACGUCAAGUUAGUUAGUAACGCAUAAACGCUUCCUUGAGAAAGUGUGCUCUCUCCCCAGUCCCCGUGUGUUUUGCCAUUCACGACCGCUGUGCAACACUAUCUUGGAGCCUGGAACAGGCUAAGAAAAAGUACACGAUAGCCCACGUUCGAUAUAUUAAAAUUCUAACAUGACUCCGAGACUUUAGGAUCAAAAUUGCAAAUUUUUCACGUCUCUGUUCUCUCACAAUUCCCAUAAGAGACUUGAGCACAUAGAAAACCAAACCAAAAAUAGAAAAAUGACCAGAAAGCCUGAGAAUCUAACAGAGUACAAAGAGAGAGAGAGAGAAAAUUUCCGGUUUUCGCAUAUAAAUGGUAAGUACCCCAGGUCCACCAUAUUCAAUAAUUUUAAAUUGCUGAGUGUAUGUUCAAUACAAAUUGUCAUUUGCAGAUUUCUUAACAAAAGUCUUGUAGAAAACUCUAGCAAGGAUUAGAAGGCUUUUGUCAUAAUUAAAUUGAAUCCUUGGAUUCGUACCCCUCCCUGCCUGCUGAAGGCGUUCAGUUAGUGGAGAGUAAAAUUGCUGGGCGUUAAUUAAUCCUGCAUGAGAACAUGAAGAUAUGAGAAAGAAAUAUCAGAAAAAAAUUUGUUGAAUAAAUUGUAACAAAAUAAGUGCCCAGUAAAAUGAAUUAGCUUGCUAAUAAUAAAAUUCAUUCUCAGUUAAAACAGUUAUGGUUAAUUUUAGAACUCUCUAACAUUGUAGGGCAGGGAGGGUUGUGUCAAAAAGAAACAGAGCAUGUAAGGUGUCAACAUAAGGAGUGUACUAUUGUUCACUGACGCAGCAUAAUUAAGUCUAAUAGGGUCAUUCCUGCCUUGCAUUCAAGCCCUCUCUGUAAGUUAUCUGCUUUCCUACAGAAUAGCCAGUAGAAAGAGAAAUACAAAAGUGUAAAAAUGUGAGAUUAAAUUUAUCCCCUGACUCAUGUUGUUCAGGCUGAAUGAAAAUGUCGGUCUGUUUCACUGUACCCAGAAGUGUUUCAUUUGCCAUCGCCCGACCAACCUAUCUUUUUGGAAAUAGGAAAAAAUCAGGAGAAUAAGAGUACAUCCUUUGGUUUUCAGUAUUUAAAGUGAACACUGUUUUCUUGCAAUGCUUUUUAAAGCAGUUACGGUUUAUGAAUUAUUUCUUUCUUAAAACGAGCUUUCCUAAAAGUUUAAACAGAUUCAUCCCGCGAAAAUUUAUGCGGACAUUUUAUAUCUUUCUUUCUUGCUUGCCCUACCGACGGACCCACUUUUUUGUUUGAGACGGAUGGAUGAAUAGCAAAACAUUGUUUGGGCGUGGCCUAAAAUACCAAAAAAUCAAUGAAACCAUACGAACUAUCGCUAUGUUCGAAAAAUUACUUGAACUUUGGCAAAGGUUUUCCUUUAAGAGUAUUUACGGCAGACGCUAUAUCUGUGUCUUCAAACUGAUCAACGGCAGACUCUGGCAGCACUGCAUUUCUUUACAAGAUGUAUACACGGCCUCCCUAGAAAAAUCAAUCGUGCACACUUCCAUGCCAUCGUCAGGUUGAGAGGUUGUUUCUGAGUGUCUGCUGAGAACUUCUUCUAGGAGAAGAAUCUUCGUCUCGCGUGUUACUAUCUCAUCUUUCCAGUUCGUCGCAGCUUUGUCGAAAGCAAAGCAUACUUUCUUCUGCAUGUUUCGCAAGGUGUUAAGAUGGCUCGUGAGGCCUAGCUUGUUAAAACAGUCCAUCUCCUCCUUCUUACAACCUCCAAGCACUAGAAUGGUGUAAAUUCUAAAUGUAAAAUAAGAGUUCGGAAUCCAUGGAUUCAGAAUGCUUGCAAAGAUCACUGCCUCCUUGUUUUUCCCUUUCUUUACUUUUUCGUUCCUUGGAAAUGACGAAGAAACAAGGCAGUGCAAGUUGGGUGCUUUUUGUUGGAUUUCUCUAAUCAAAUGGUCAUUUCGGAAAUCAGCAAGCUUCUCUAACUCCCCUCGGUACUUGUACGUGUUCGUCGGAUCUUUUGAGUAGUUCUUUAGUUCUCUCUUUAUUUCUUUUCCAAUCUCUUCUAACACUUUAUCGUGCAGUGGAGAAAAUUUAGUGACGCCAACUGCGGCGCGAGCGAGGGGGCCGACCCCUCGCGGCUUCGCCGCUCGCUCGCCCGUUCUCGCGAGACUCGCUUCACUCGCUCAAAUAGGAGAGCUUGCUCGCAGGCUAAUAUCGAUAAACAGUUGUCAAUAUCAGUUCAAAUUUGUAACAGCUUCUUUUCGUUGAAUAUUUCUUUACCUGUAUCAGAAGGAAAAAAAUUAAAUUAUUGCCUCCAUUGAAAGAAACGCUAAUUGCAAGUACCUGCCGUUAUUAAGCUUAAUUAAGAAUUUAUCUAUCUGGAAAAAGAACCACUCGCCUUCACGACUGGCCUGGACGCUGUUUCGUCCUUUGUUGUUGUUACCACUGAACACAUCAAAUUCGCUAAAGCGCCUCCAAGAUUUUCACCCUCAUUCCGAUCGGCUUCGAGCUGAAAUAAAAAUAUCCUUGACCGACCUUUAGGUUCUCUUGGCUCUUGUAUUUGUAGUGGAAUAUCCUUUAUUUUCUUGGAGUUCGGUGUCGAUCCGCUGGUGGAAUUUCCAUGGAGUCUCCACCUUUCGUAGACUCCGAAUUGCCCUCGUCGAUCCUGGCUUUGACAGCACUUUCAAGUUCAUGGAACAUCGUGCAGCAAUUGAAAAUUUUUUUUUUUCUUGCACAUUUUUUGCAAGCUGAUCUGGAUUCUUCGUUCUCUGCACUACAAACACCUAUCCCAACGUUUCUGAGUAAGUCCCACAACACGAUACUGCCGGCGGCGGACGAUUUUUUUUCCGUUAACUCUCGAUUUCUUGUGGCCUUGCAUAACGGCACAGCCCCUGCUAGUAGAAUUUCAUCACAACGAUAACAUUUUUUACUUUUUUCAGCGAGCACCAUCUGAACAUCGCAGUGUAAUUUUCUUUUCUCUUCCCGUGAGAGACAUAGAGGGAUAAUGGGGAGAGGGCAUGAUCUCAGGCUACUUUUCCCUUGUGAGGGCAGACGUUUUUCGCGCCUCGUUGAAACGAGAUUCCCGCCAAUGUACGCAUACCGGCUGACUUCCGGUAAAUGCUGAUUGGCCCAUUAACUUGACAGGUAGAGCUGACGUUCAGGUUUAUUUAAAUUAGAGGGCGGCUGGCGGCAUGUUAAAUACAUGUAUCAGGCGUUUUUUUUUUCCUCUUGCCUCGUCCGCCCUUGAAAAAAAAAAACGUAACAUGACGGCGUUUGGUUUUCCCUUUACAUAUUUUUAAUUACACACUAUCGUACGCGAUAUUUGUAUGGAUAAAAUGGUUUGCUUUUCCUCCCAUACAACAAAGUGAGACCACCCGGGUGCGAGGGUAAUUAAACAGAAACCCUUGGCGAGAGCAAGUAUAUACAAACUGACUGAUCUGAAAUUAUUAAAGAGGAACUUUAUAGUUUCUAGAGAAGCUGAGAUGUUGCAUCGAUGGGAAAGUAAAACACAAACGUUUGGUUUUAUCAACUAACUAGAUCACCACCGUAUUAGGAAGUCAGUUGGCCUAGUCUAUCUACGGCCGUGGCCAUUUUCCUUUACCAAGUGGCUCAGUUAACAAGCAAAAUUUUUAUACAAGCACCUGCUUUGCUGGGCAAUAAAUGGCGGGAUUAAAGUCUACAGUUUAGAAAUAUUUUUAAAACUAAACGCAAAAUCUAUGCCUCAACGCUUUCUGAUACCGGUUGUAUUUUUAAGUAUUUAGUUAAGUUGAUGUACUGAGUAUGAUAUGAGGGCCACUCUCCCAGAGAUCUGGCGGAAUAAGGCAACACGAGUUGUUUACUUUCAUGGAAGAAGUGACAUCUUGAAAUAACUUUUAGGGAACAGGGGACUUUGUUGAGUUUUUCAGGUAACCGGGGAACAUUGAAUCUCUACCUUUAAGUGAAAGAAUCCAACAGCAUACUUUUACUAAUCGGGCCCUUAACGAGGCGAAUUUCUCAGUUAGUUGCGACUUGUUUGUGAGUGUACCAAGGCCUCAUUUCAAUAUGUCUGGUGAAGAGUUUGUUUCGCGUGUUAAGCUUUAAUUUAUAGUUCAAAUACCAUUGGCUUGACUCGAACACCAUUACGAUUUUACUGUUCCGGAAGCUUUGGAAACUUGGCAAAAUUGACUUUUGAGGACCAUGUGGAAUUACUCGUUAUGGCCGGAACAAGGGGGGAACUUCAAAUUAUUGAAGGGACAGCAAGGGAUGACAUUGAAUUUUAAUGCCAUAAUUAAGACACAUUAAUAAUAACAAUACUUUUUAAUGUUUGUUUUAGUUGUCUUAAUUCAGGCAUCCGUUUUCACUAAAUAAGGAUGAAGUUGAAAUAGUGGAUACGUAGCUAAAACUCAGUUUCAAGAGAAAAGACAAAGUACGUCAUGAGCUCUUCGCGCGCUUUGCUUCUUAUAACAAACCCAAAAGUUAUAAAACCGACCUUGUUGCGAACAUAUUUACAUUUUUUCCAGACAUUGAGGCUGACCUCAAGCUUGGUCAAUUAUGCUUACACAUGUAAAAACGGUGAUGGCUCAAGCUUGUAAACUUAACAGCAUGUGUUAUUGAAAUUUUGUGUAUGGCAAGCUUUGGGGCCAACCAUUCGCAGUAGGAUAUUCACUUAACAGAUGAUGACAAAUUCGUUAAGGAACCGUCGAGUAUAUUUUCCAGUUUCUUCUCCACUCCAAUCCUGGAUCAGUCUGCCCUGAUGCUUAAAGGGACUGUGACACGCUUUUGCGCAUGCGCGGCGUCUUGAUUUCUGGGUCUGGCGAUCUUUUUGCAAGAUUGGCUUUUGGUGAAGAAAUCCUCUUCCAUCGGCCCUGAGAAGCCCGAGAAAACUAUUAUAUCAGCAUUCAAGAGUUAUUUGGUCCAUUUUGGAAGUUUUAAACGUAUAUUUUGUAUCUUUGUGCAAGCAUUGUCGAGAAAAUUCGAAGUCAUUGAGGAGAAUGUUAGGGUACAUUGUUGCUCAGUCUGCUUCAUUGUAUGCGCUUCUCUUCGUAAUCCUUACUAUUUAUUCAGUCUAUUCUGUCUACUUCCGUGUAACUAACUGUAUUCAGGGAUAUAUAUUAUAUAGAUAAAUUUGUUUUUAGGUCAGUUCGGAAAUCAAAAGUUCCACCAUGUCUCAAAUGUCUGUUGUUAAGGGUCAAAGGAUGGUGUUUACAAGCUGUCAGAACAGCUGAACACACUUUAGUUUUUACUAGCAAACCUUUGCUGGUCAGUUAAGUCCUUUGCUAAAAGAUUUUUGCACCCAUCUCUUUGGUGUUGGGAUCAAUCCAAAAUAGAAGUUGGACGCACGGUAAUUGCAGCAAACAUCAUAAGUGUAGUUUCAGUCUUUCACAACUAAAGGUUUAACUGAGGUUAAGAAACACCUCUUCAAGCUUAUGUAAGAAACACAGAAACAAGAUCAAAAGAUAGAAAUAGGUAGAUGUAUUCAGCUGUGGAAUAGGAAAACAAGCGUUUCCUGUUAACGAAGUUCGUUUACUUAAACCUGGAGUUGGUUCUCACUUUCGCUUCCAAACUUGAAUCAUCAUCAGAUUUCCUUAUCUCAUUAAAAUCUAACCUAAGGCCACGCGUCCUAACACCUUUCGAGUUCUUUGUUCUCUGUUGAACCAGUUUUAGCCAAAUUUCUGACUUACUUUUCUGACCUCAAACUAGAAUUUCUUUCGACACAAUCUUAGAAAAAUUUAGUUUCUUUCAAACUAUCGUUUUGGUUCCCUGUAAAGGAAUUUGGGUAUAGAGAUAUUUCUAGUUUUGCAAAUUUCUUGCACGCGUAACUGAAGUCAACUCAAUUUCAGUUCCUUUUGUUUUCUAAACUCUGACACUAACUAACACCUUUUCCUUGCAUAUGAAUGCCAUGUAAAACUGUAGUUGUAACUUAAUUGUUUAAUAUAAAUAGAACCUCUUGUGAGUAGCUUCACAGUUACGCCUUGAGAUCUGAGAUGGCUAAGAAGAGUUUGUAACUUCAACGGAAAGAUUAAAACCAUCGUCAACUGCCAAACUCUGGUUGUGUCACCUCUCUUCACGUAAUCCUAAAGUCUGUAGAAGUCCCCCUCUAGAAGAAGUGCACCGGAAGCCAUAUUCUUUGUUGUCAGUGUUCCUACAAACGGACCAAAUGUGGCGUUUAAUGUGUUCAUCUGGCUUUCAUUUGUGUCUAUUAAGUUCUCCAGUCAACGAUCUACCAUUUCCGGAUAGUUUUUAAACGUUAAAUAUGUAAAGAAAGUUGAAAAGGGUUUCCUCGAUAUAGACGUUGACUACCAAUGGGAGGCAGCGGCGAGUAAAGCUGAUCUGCGACAUGACUUCCGAUUGUCUGCAACAAUUGACUCUCUCGAGUGCUUGGAAUCAGAAGGAGAAAACCGAGUAAUCUUUUGUUGUACAGGAACCCGUGUGUGGUUUGAAGAAAGAAUCCAUCGAACAUGAAACGUUUUAACAAGCAUUCGAUGUCGCGCGAUCUUUACCGAUCGAGGUGGUUCACUUAGAAUUUCCUUGUAUCUUUGCUGCAUUAGCGUAGAUGUUUAAGAAUUGAUCUUUUUAAAAUAAAUUGUUACCUGAAUGUUCUGUUAAUUAUCUGGUUUCUUUAUGUUUUGAACUCGAUAACGUUUGUUUUGCGAACACCCGACGGAACGACCAUAGGCGUACGGGCUAUUUUUUGCCAGGGGGGCGGUAAACCAUUUGCCCAAAAAAUUUUUGCAAGUUGCCCAAAUUUUUACAAAACAGCCGAACAGAAACGAGGGCCGAUGCAACAAGAUAGGCCGUACUGGCAUAUGAAAAUGGCUCCAUACAGUUUUUAAGGGUCAAUACCUGCCAAGUUUGAACAUAAACUACGUCGCCACAAACAAACAUUUGGAAAAGUUGCCACCACAGGUGUAUUAGAUAAAGAUGAAAAUUUGUUGUGAUCAGGUUUGCAAUGACAUCGGAGUUGUUGUAGCAACGAAAUGAAGCCAUUACCUAUUAUACUUGCAGCAAUAUUUCUCCCUGGGAACUGUUCUUCUAAAAUCGAUCACAGGAGCUUUUUCCUCCAAAGGUCGCCUCGAUGUUUGUGACGUUAAAACGGAAUCUGUAAGAGCGUUAUCGAGAUAUUUUGGGAUAAAGUUUUUAUCGUUGGAAAUACGGUAAAAAAGGAAAAUCUUGAUGUUUGGCCGUUAUCUGUAGAAAACGAUGCACUUUUGACAUGCAAUUUCACCUCGUAGUAGUUUCAAUCUUUUCAAAAACGUGGGUGAUAGAUCAUGGAGAUAGCUCCGGCCAAUUGCUACAAAGAAGGAUUUGAUUAGGAUGUAUCAUGGCGCUCCUGUUAGCGGUUUUGUAAACAUUUCAGUCUACUUUAACAAAUUAUUGAAUAAUUUUUAAACCGCUCGAUAGACUUUUUUAAAAAAAAUCAAGAUUCUUCUCGCAACUCAACUGAGAAUUAGUCAGCCACUUCUUCACUUUAAGACCCAUUGCUGAUGCUAUCUGCCAUACACUGUUCUACGAGCGGAGAUGAUUGUAGAAAGUUAGGCGGAAGUUUAUUCUAAUAAAUUCACGAGUGGAAAUAGCCCAUUGCAGUCAGUGCCCAACAAUAAAAAAAAAAAUCAGCAUAUGAUACCUUUCCCUUACAACCAGAAACUCGUCACGUGCUAGGCAGACACUGUCUCGUGUCAAUGUAACUGGAUUAUUACGCCGACUUGAGGUUAAAAUAGAAAAUAUUUAUCUCUUCUGGCUUUGCCCAAAUUUUCUCGUGCUGCCCAAAAAAUCUUAGUUGCCCAAACUUUGGGGGGGCUGCGGCCCCCCUCGCCCCCCCGGCCCGUACGCCUAUGGGAACGACUAAGAAGGGAUUUGUUUAGUUGCUGAUAAGCAAUUGAAAUUUAUGCCAUGGUGAUGGGCUCCUGUUUAUGCUUAAUUUUCCUUUGUUCUUUUAGAAUAAUAAUCUUUAUACUUAUAUGUUAUGUGGCUACUAUUGCAAUGGAAGCGUUUUAUGAUGAGGCGCAAUUAAAAAUUGCUUUCAAACACUGUUACGAGAAUGCCAGAAGGUAAAAUGGCGGUUCCGUCUCCAGUAAGAGACUUAAAAAUGAAUGGGUGUACCCAUUUAGUAUUUUCGUGUCAAAUACAUUGACACUCAACGUCAGUCAAUGGAAUUUUCUACCAAAUACUGCAAUGACUUUAUACAUCUAGCUGGCAAAACCAACACUUAGUAAGACAUGAAAAGUCUUCAAAAUCGUCAGUAAGUUAGUUUUACGUCUUAAUCUUUCUCUCUCGUUCAGUCUGAUUAAAACUGUUUUCUAUUUGACUGCAACUGCCAUUUUUAGUGAUUCAGUAGGCCCUCGUCUGCUUACCUUACUAGAUAAUUUACGGGGUCUUUAAAAAAUUAGCUUAAGUGGUCAUUAGACUGUUCCCUCUUGUUGAAAGAUCAGAGAAGUAAGGCAAGCUGUAAAAUCAACUUUAAGACAACUAUGCUGUUGAUCGAGAUAGUUUACAAUGCUUUCAGCUAUAGAUUCAUGAAAGUUUUGAAAAUUCUCCUUAUUCUUAUAAUAUUUUUUGCCAUCGCAAGGUUUGUCCCUUUCUCAUUUUUCAAGAUCUUUUAAAUUAUCUGAUGCAAAAAAAAAGCGAUGCAUUGCUUUUGUGAACUUUCGGUAGGAUGUGUUUUUAAUUUUCUUGAUCUGUAAAAUUGAGACAGAAAGCAAUUAAGGGCUGUAGUAUAAAUAAGAGCUAUAAAUCCACUUGCAAAUUGCGCAAAAGAUGUUUUUGUGUAUUUGAAUACUGUCUUCAACAUGACGGCGUUUGGUUUUCUCUUUACAUUUUUCUAAUUUCACACUAUCGUACGCGAUAUUUCUAUGGGUAAAAUGGUUUGCUUUUCCUCCCAAACACCAAAGUGAGACCACCCGGGUGCGAGGGUAAUUCAACUGAAACCCUAGGCGAGAGCAAUUGAAGCGAACACGAUUAAGUAUAUGCAAACUGACUGAUCUGAACAUAUUAAAGAGGAACUUUAUAGUUUCUAGAGAAGCUGAGGUGUUGCGUCGAUCGGAAAGUAAAACACAAACGUUUGGUUUUAUCAACUAGAUGGCCACCGUAUUAAGCUACGGCCGUGGCCAUUUUCUGUUACCAACUGGCUCAGUUAACAAGCCAAAUUUUUAUACAAACACCUGCUUUGCUGGGCAAUGAUAAAUGGCGGAAUUACUCGCUGGAUUAUUAAAGCUAGAGUUUAGAAAUAUGUUUAAAACUAAACGCAAAAUCUAUGCUUCAACGCUUUCUGAUACCAGUUGUAUUUGUAUUUAGUUUAGUUGAUGUACUGAGUAUGGUAUGAGGGCCACUCUCCCAGAGAUUUGGCGAAAUAAGGCAACACGAGUUAUUUACUUUCAUGGAAGAAGUUAUAUCUUGAGAUGACUUUUAGGGAACAGGAGAAUUUUUGAGUUUUUCAGGUAACCGGGGAACAUUGAAUCUCUACCUUUAAUUGAAAGAGGAUCCAACAGCAUACUUUUACUAAUCGGGCCCUUAACGAGGCGAAUUUCUCAGUUAGUUGCGACUUGUUUGUGAGUGUACCAAGGCCUCAUUUCAAUAUGUCUGGUGAAGAGUUUGUUUCGCGUGUUAAGCUUUAAUUUAUAGUUCAAAUACCAUUGGCUUGACUCGAACACCAUUACGAUUUUACUGUUCCGGAAGCUUUGGAAACUUGGCAAAAUUGACUUUUGAGUAUUAUGUGGAAUUACUUUAUGGCCGGCACAAGGAAGGAACUUCAAAUUAUUGAAGGGACAGCAAGGGAUGACAUUGAAUUUUAAUGCCAUAAUUAAGACACAUUAACAAUAACAAUACUUUUUAAUGUUUGUUUUGGUUGUCUUAAUUCAGGCAUCCGUUUCCACUAAAUAAGGAUGAAGUUGAAAUAGUGGAUACGUAGCUAAAACUCAGUUUCAAGAGAAAAGUCAUGAGCUUUUCGCGCGCUUUGCUUCUUAUAACAAACCCAAAAGUUAUAAAACCGUCCUUGUUGCGAACAUAUUUAAUAUAUUUUUUUCCAGACAUCUUGGCUGACCUCAAGCUUGGUCAAUUAUGCAUAUACAUAUAUAAACGGUGAUGGCUCAAGCUUGUAAACUUAACAGCAUGUGUUAUUAGAAUUUUCUGCCAAAUUGAAUUACUACAAUAUAAGCUGACAUAGGUAAUUUGCAAUGCACCGAAAACACCUGAAAAAUCAUUGAAUAGACCACCGAGUUAGUUUUACCUGGUUCAUUACAUGCACAGUUCGACUAUAUGGUUUGAAAAACUACAAAACUCAGUGCUAAACCCCCAUCCCAUUUCUUCUCUGUCUGCUGGCCCGAUGAAACGAGCCCAUAUUGUUUUUUUUGACGUCAGCUUUAACGAACAAUUGACAAAACUCGCAGAUGGGCUUUAAGUUAUUAGUGAAAGACUUGAAAGACCCACGAGUCAUAUCACUUUCCACCCAAAUUAACUAAAAGCAAUAUAUAAAUAAAGCAAUCACUUGGAUCUCAAUGCAUUGCUGACAAAAAUGUUACCAGGGACAAACUUCACUGAAGAUGAAAACCAGAAAACGUACUAAGAACUGGUCUGCUCGGCGGAAUUUAUCAGGGGUGUAGACGGCGAGCUUAUUUUUAUUUCAGCUCUAAAUAUUUUUCUGUCCAUUACUGCAUUUCUGGGAAACACUCUGAUCCUAGUUGCCCUACACAAGGAAACUUCACUUCAUCCGCCGUCCAAACUCCUGUAUCGUAACCUGGCGAUAACUGAUCUUUGUGUUGGUAUCAUUGUGGAGCCUCUGUUUGUGACUUAUUGGACUUCUGUCGUGAAAGAAAGAUGGGAUAUUUGCUAUCACGCAAGUUUGGCAGUAGUUUUCUCAGGUUAUACUUUGUGUGGAGUGUCUUUAACAACUUUGACUGCAAUAAGUGUGGACAGACUUCUCGCCUUGUUGCUGGGUCUCAGAUACAGACAAGUUGUAACUUUCAGAAGAACAUGUAUUACUGUUUUUGGUUUUUGGAUUUUGUCCAUCGUUAGUUCAUCUACUAUAUUUUGGAAUCCUCAUAUACUACCUUGGUGUCAAUACAUAAUUACAGCCCUGUGUCUAGUCACCACAAUCUUCGCUUACACAAAAAUUUCCUAUACUCUGCGUCAUAAUCAAAUACAUGUUCAGAACCAUGUUGCUCAAGGACAACCGAGCCAAGCAAUUCCCGCACUGAACAUAGCUCGAUACAGAAAGGCGGUGUACAGUGCACUGUGGGUGCAGGGAACAUUGGUUGUUUGUUAUCUGCCGUUUUGCAUCGUGGAGGCUUUGAGACCUCAAAGAGGCAUUUCUUUAUCCGUUUACCUUCCACGGCAAUUUGCGAUUACCUUAGUGUAUUUGAACUCAUCAUUAAACCCAUUGUUGUACUGCUGGAAGAUCAGAGAAGUGAGGCAAGCUGUAAAAGAAACAUUAAGGCAAAUGUUCCGUUGUUAG
This is a messenger RNA of Porites lobata, 11944 nucleotides long. NCBI's taxonomy places the organism in Eukaryota, Metazoa, Cnidaria, Anthozoa, Scleractinia, Poritidae. The record is from the annotation of a GenBank genome assembly.